AUGGGUAUCUCGGGGCUGCUUCCUCUCCUCAAGGAGGUCCAGGUCAAUGGGCAUAUAUCCAACUUCAAGGGAAAGAAGAUGGCUGUAGAUGGAUAUGUAUGGCUUCAUAGAGGAGCAUUCGGCUGCGCCGAAGCUUUGGUGAAGGGAAAACGGACGACAAAAUUCGUCGACUAUGCCUUACAUCGCGUUCGGAUCCUGCGGCAUCAUGGUGUGGAACCAUUUAUCGUCUUAGACGGAGGACCGUUACCUGCAAAAAGAGGGACGGAGGUGUCUAGAGCGAGGUCGCGCGCGGACAAUUUGGAUAAGGCGAAAGCGCUCGAAGCUCAAGGUAGACACAAAGAGGCACGAGAUGCGUAUACAAAAUGUGUGGAUAUAACGCCCGAGAUGGCAUACCAACUCAUCAAAGCCUUGCGGGCUGAGAAUGUGGACUACGUCGUGGCACCAUACGAGGCAGACGCUCAAUUGUGUUUUCUGGAAAGGGAAGGGUAUGUCGAUGGCAUCAUAACGGAAGAUUCGGAUUUAUUAGUGUUUGGCUGUCGGCAAGUCGUUUUCAAGCUGGAUAGCAAUGGGGAUUGUGUGUGGAUACAGCGUGAUCGGCUGGCGACAUGUAGGGAGUUUCCGAUGCACGGGUGGACGGACGUUCAAUUUCGGCGUAUGGCGAUGCUUUCUGGAUGUGACUAUCUCGACUCUAUACCGGGUAUAGGCCUCAAAAAAGCUCAUAGGUUGAUGAGAAGGUUCGCGUCGGUCGAAAAAAUCAUUCAACAUCUUCGACUCGAAGGCUCCCUCGUCCCUCAAACCUACGCCGCCGACUUUGCCCUCGCCGAACUAGCUUUCCUCCACCAACGCGUAUUCCACCCCGAACUCUGCAAACUCGUCCCUCUCAAUCCUCUCCCAGAAGCGGGUUUGGGGGAAGAAGGUGAACGGUGGGUUGGGGAGGAUAUUGAGGAGGGUGUGGCCAGGGGGAUGGCGAGGGGGGAUGUUAAUCCGGAGACGAGGGUAGAGAUUGUUGAUGAAUGGCCGGAUUUUAAGCCGGAGAAGAAUGGGAAUGGGAAAGUUGGGGGUGGGGGUAGGGGUGGGGGUGGGAAGAAGGGGACGUUGGAUGGGUUCGUUCAACGUGUCAAGAGACCGACGGUACUUCCUCGACCUAUCGGCGCAUUCGGUUCCGGCGCUUCUCGCCUAUCCGACCAAAUCCCCAUAUCAUCGCUCGACUCCAUCCCCACAACAUCUUCCGAAGAUCUCGAUCAGCCCCCUGCUGGGAGGAAAAGCAAAUUCUUUUCCAAGAAAGAGUCAACCCCCGAGCUGGGGGUUAAACUUUUGUGGGAAGAUGAUUCGGAGGAUGAAGCACAGUUGCAGUCGUCUAUGAUGAUUGAUACGCAGAGAGCGGGGACGAGGUCGCCUUCGCCGGCUGUUUCGAGUUUGAAAGCGGGAAGCUCGCCCGCCCGGCUCGUCGAAGAGGAUGAUGAACGGGAGGAUGAGGAUGAUGGGGAGGAUGGGAGGUUGAGCGAGACCAAGAGCCCGUCGGUUAUGGCUAUCAGCAGCCCACCUUGCUCCAGUCCGCUUAUACCAAAGAUCGACAAACUGGCUGCGAGAUCGUUCCCGAGAAACAAAGCGGCGGGGGGGGUGGUGAAGAGGGAGAAGGAGGAGAGUGGGCUUUUCACGCCGAAAGCUGGAUUGGGGAGUAGAGGAGAUUCGUUUGGAAGCGAGUAUGAUGCGAUGGAGGAGAGGAAGAGGGGGAGGGGUACGUUAAGGGUGUCGAGGGUGCUGGAACCGACUGCGUCGAGGGAUACGAUCGUACCGGCUUCUUCAUCCCCUCCACUCCCCCAGUCGGAACCCUCGCCUGCCCCUCCAAUAACUUCAAAACCACUCAGCAGACAGCCCCCUCGCCGGAGGUCCGACCUGCCUUCGAGCGAUUCUAUAGACUCCGAAGAGCUUGCGACGCCCUCUCAUUCUCAUGAGCCUACGUCGAGCCAGAAGAAGAGGAAGCGGUCAAAGGUGGUGGAAGUGGAAGAAGAAGAGAUGGAUAAAGUGGAGGUGGAGAGGAAGGAGAAGGCGAAGGUGUUGGCGGGGGGGUGGAGGAUGAAGUAUGCGUUUGGGGGACAAUCUUCGGCGUCGCCGCCGGAAGGUGAGGCUACUCCGAAGCCGAGAGGGAGGGGGAGCAUUGGCAUCGCCAGGCCUGCUUCGACACCACUUCCGGCAAUAGCCGCGACCAAGUCUGGGAUCAUGACGAAUGGGUUCGGGCAAGGGUCUGUAAUGAGAACCAAGAUGGUUGAUGGCGUCAAGAUGACCAAGACGAACUCGUCCUCUUCGUCUACCUCCACCACUUUUACUGAGAACCAAACUUCCGAAACCACCCUCGUCCCCACCUCCCUCCCCGCCAAGAAACCAAUCGUCGUCCCCUCUUUCGGCACCGCUUCCACCUCCCGCGCCAAAGCUCUCAAAGACGACGCCGUCUUCAAGCCAUGGCCGGACAAUGUCGAUACCCCUACGAGAGGUGGCGGGAGUGGAGGAAAGAGGGAUGUGAAGAUUGGACUGGGGAGUGUGGUCAGAAAGACCGAGGAGCAGGGGCAAGGGGAGGAGCAGAAUGGGGGGGGAGAGGGGCGGAGAGAUGAAGAUGAGGAUAUAGGGUCGUUUACGCCUUCGCCCGAGAGGGGUCCGGGGACUGGGGAGAAGGGAGUGAAAGUGGCUGGCAGUACGAUUUCGAGGUUGGAAAAGUACAAGUUUGGGAUGGGGACGAGGAAGUAG
This is a messenger RNA of Cryptococcus wingfieldii CBS 7118, 2742 nucleotides long. RefSeq lists its product as hypothetical. The record is from RefSeq and is a predicted model, not a curated record. Lineage: Eukaryota; Fungi; Basidiomycota; Tremellomycetes; Tremellales; Cryptococcaceae. The transcript is spliced from 12 exons. Gene Ontology annotation, molecular function: 5'-flap endonuclease activity; 5'-3' DNA exonuclease activity; DNA binding. The coding region runs from base 1 to 2742 and encodes 913 amino acids.